Molecule: messenger RNA, 3068 nt
Organism: Cynoglossus semilaevis (tongue sole)
Lineage: Eukaryota; Metazoa; Chordata; Actinopteri; Pleuronectiformes; Cynoglossidae
Exons: 7
Coding region: 533-1933 (466 amino acids)
Biological process (GO): intracellular signal transduction; B cell receptor signaling pathway; negative regulation of T cell activation
Cellular component (GO): plasma membrane; membrane raft
Source: RefSeq, a predicted model, not a curated record
CAGAGCCGCACUUCCCCAUCCUUCCGAGGGAUGACGCUAGAAUCCAAAAGACAGAUUCAUCAUCGCGGGGUCUCCAGCUCUGCCUGUGUGUCACAUGGAAACACAGUAGCCGAGCAGCCGAGGGGAUGCUAGGGGAGAUGGAGGGGGCUGGAGAGGGUCUGUGGUAGAAGAAACCCGGCUCCACCUGGACUCUGAGGGCCGACGCCGAACACAGGCGGCUCCGACGCCGCACCGACUCCUGGCUCCUGCGUGCACGGCUGACCGGAGGAGCGCGGACGGGCGGCCAGAAUGCCACAUGCACUAUGCUGCAUUUCGGUCCGCUGAAGCGCCGGGAGACGACACGCCGAGCCGCCGUUGGACUUUACUGAUUAUGCGCUCCGGGGGCGAGGAGGCAGAAAGUGAAGGCAGCGACCAGAGCGGGUCGACGAUGCUGCGUCCCUGAGCUGAAUUCCAGUGAGAGCGUGGAUCUUCCCAGUGUGCAUGAGCGUAAGAGUGUGAGUGUGUGAGAGCAAGUGAGCGCCAGCGCUCCCACAUGGCCUCCAUGCAGGACGGGCUGAACUUCACGGCUCCUCCCUACGGCAAGGUCUUGCUGCUGGGUGCUAUCGCUGCUGCCUCAGCCUUCGUUGUUACCAUCCUCAUUGUGGUGCUCUGUGUGGGCUGCCAGAGGAAAGGAAAAACACACAAUGUCCCCGGUGAAGGUGGGAAACACAGACUCAUGGACAUGGGUAUACUCAGACAGUCAAAGCUGCGGUCUAUCAGUAAAUCAGACACCGAGAUGAACAAGAUGAACUGUAAUGGCAAAAGCAGGCAGCUUCCCCAGAUCCCUUCUGGGACUGGAGAGGAUGGAGAGCACACUUACUCAGAAGUGGGCAGAAGCUCCUCCACCACACGUACUGACGAUGCCCUCUACGCCAUGGUAGGCAGGGCCGGACAGACGGACACCCCCGCCCCUCCUGCGGUACCUGCAAACACUCCGGCGCCUCCAGACCCGGAUGGAGACGUGGAGGAAGGCCUGGCCGAGUCCGAGGCCCAGGUCAUGUCCGCGCCCCACCCCACAGAGACGGCCGAGUACGCCUGCGUCAGGAAGUUGAGGAAGGCUGACAAGGCACCCCAAAAGAGGGACAGCGGGACAGACAUGGCGGAGGCACCUGCGCCGCCUUCACGACAUGCUCCGCCGUCGCACCCCGCCCCUCCUCCGCCGCACCCCCACAGCACAAAGUUGCCCCGUAAAAACAUGGAGGCCUUUAAUGUCCCAUCGUUUCCAAAGGAAGUGAUGUUUAUGGGCAAUGGAGAGCAGUACAUCUGGAAGCCUCCGGAGGACGAUGACAUGUUUAUGCUGCAGAGUAAAGCCCUGGCUCCACUGGGUUCUCACACGGUGGAGAAUAUACAGCCAUCUGCUGCAGCGGUGGCGGAGAUGUACUCCAAGGUGUGUAAACCAGGGAAGAAGAAGAGAGCUGUGCCCGGGUCUCCUCCGGCCAACCUCGGCUUCCGGACCUUGGGUCGUGGUGACCGGGACGGGGGGUUCAGUGUAGUGGUCAAACCUCAGACCUGGGCUCCUCAGGAGGGCAAAGCGGUUGGAGGAUCCCUGGAUGAUCACUGCUACGAGUCCAUCGGGUCGGAGGAAUGCGACCCGGCCUACGAGAACGUGGAAGGCGGAGGCGUCUGGAAGCGGGAGCGACCUCCCAACACGUGUGCCACGCUGCGGCCGCGGAGGAAAAAAGGCCAGCAGCCCCUGCAGCAGCAGCAGCCCCCUCCGCCCCCGCCCACCCAGCAGACCCCUAAGUUGCAGCACCUCCCCGCCAAGGCCCUGCUGCUGCCGGGGGAGAACCUGUACGAGAGCAUCGGCGACCUGAAGCACGGCUCCACCACGUCCAGCACCACCACCAUCUUCACCUUCAACGACGGCAUGGAGAUGUACGUAACAGGGCUCUAAGGCGGCGGUCACAGUGUGACACCCCACCCCCCACUCCCCCACCCUCACCUCACGUCUUCAACACAAGGAGCUGAGCGAACACCCAAUGACGGCUGAGCUCCCUCCCACCCCAUCAUGCUCACCUGCACAUGCUGUUCAUAUUUAAGUCAUGACCUCCUCGGGCCUGACCCGGGCCACAGAGACCUGGACGUUGACCUGUUCUGACCCGGGCUGAACGCAGUCUAAUGUUUAAGGUUUAUAAGAAUUCCAAAGGUAGUAAAUAAUUAAUGAGCACAAGACCACAGCUGAGGAACCUGCUGGCGACGGUAGCACUUCUGUCCGGGUGAUACAUUCUGUGCAAAGCACAACAAAGUGAAAGGCCUAAAUUCUUCCUCAAUUCUAGCGGGUAAAAAAUUAAAGUGGUCCUGAAGCGGGACCCCUGAUCUGGGGUGAAAGGCACAGCGUGGCGUAAAAAAAAAAAUCUUUUGGUAGCACUUAAGUCUGUGACGGGCAGGGCUUCCCUGUAGUUUGUCAAGAUGUGAUUCAAGGUGGAAUUGAAAUGAAAAUAUGAGGGAAUGAAUUACUAAUCAAAAAAACUUGAAAGCUCAGGGACCAAGAGAAACAAUGAUGAGAGUAUUCUAACUAAAAUUGCACAUGUUUUGCAUUCCUCCUGAAGGCUUCGACUAAUUUUGACCAUUAUCAGCAUUAAAAAAAAAAAAAAUUACACAAAGCUAAAUAUUUAUGUCAUCUUUAGUUUAAUCCUCCACGGACUGAACACUGUCUCCACUGCAGUCUGUAAAUCAGGGGUCUCAAACUCAGGUGAGCGGAGAGCCACUGCUGCCACCGUCCCUUCACUGAAGGGUCGCGUCAGUGUUAUAUGUACAAUCAAAAAAAAAAAAAAAACUACUUUAAAAGGUAGUUUUGGUUCCUAAAUGACCUGUGAAAUAAAUCAAAAUUUAAUUAAAAAAUGUAAUCAUUAUUGACACCUGGUUAAGGGCCAAUUGUGGAAGGCGGAUCAGGAGUGGCCCCCGAGCCAGGAGUUUGUUACCCCUGCUGUAAAUGAUGUGUUUUACUUUGUUGAUAUUGUUUUUUGCACCUUGCCUGCUACGGAUUGCAUGCUUAAAAAAAUGGAAAAAAACAAAAAAAAAAAAAAAAA